Messenger RNA from Myotis brandtii (Brandt's bat), 1116 nucleotides. RefSeq names its product ubiquitin specific peptidase 17-like family member 8 (gene USP17L8). Gene Ontology annotation, biological process: protein deubiquitination; regulation of apoptotic process. Gene Ontology annotation, cellular component: nucleus; cytosol. NCBI's taxonomy places the organism in Eukaryota, Metazoa, Chordata, Mammalia, Chiroptera, Vespertilionidae. The record is from RefSeq and is a predicted model, not a curated record. The transcript has 5 exons. Gene Ontology annotation, molecular function: cysteine-type endopeptidase activity; cysteine-type deubiquitinase activity.
AUGUCUUGGUCUGAUGAAUGGCUCACGCUGCAUGGGCUGCAGCAGUACUACGUCAAGCUCAACGAGAGAGAAAAGAACCGUAAACUCCUCGACCUCCUGGACGUGCUAGAGUUUAACCAGGUGGUGAUCUUCGUGAGGUCGGUGCAGCGCUGCAUGGCCCUGGCCCAGCUACUCGUGCAACAGAACUUCCCAGCCAUCGCCAUCCACGGGGCCAUGGCCGGGCUCCAGAACCUCGGCAACACCUGUUACGCGAAUGCAGCCCUGCAGUGCCUCAGCUAUACCCCGCCCCUGGCCUGCUACCUGCUGUCCAAGCAGCACUCCGGGGCCUGCGCGCAAUAGGCGUCCUGCACCCUGUGUGCCCUGCAGGCUCACGUGACCCGGGACGUCAUCACGCCGGAGGGGGAGCUGCUCGCGGGCUUCCACGAGAACCGGCAGGAGGACGCCCACGAAUUCCUCCUGUUCACGCUGGACACCCUGCAGCGGGCCUGUGUGCAGGAGAAGCGGCCGCCGCCGCCACCGCCACCGCAGGGCAGGCCCUCCUAAGAGGAUGCCACCCUGAUCCGCGGGGUCUUUGGAGGCCACUGGAGAUCUCGGACCCAGUGUCUCCGCUGCCACGGCAUUUCCGACACCCUGGACUCUUACCUGGACAACGGCCUGGACAUCCAGGUGGCACAGAGCGUGACCCAGGCCCUGGACCUGCUGGUGAGGCCCGAGUGGCUGGACGGGGCCGACGGCUACAAGUGCGGCGCGUGCCUCCGGAAGGUGCUGGCCACCAAGACGCUGCCCCUCCGCACCUGCCACAGCAGCCACUACUUCUACUACGUCCGAGAAGCGGGCGGCCCCUGGCUCAAGAUGGACGACGCCCAGGAACAAUCCCCACCGAAGCCUGAGUUCAACCUCAGGGAAGUCGAGUGUGCCCUGCCUGCCGAAGCCGUUGUCAUUCACCAGUCCCGGAGCAGCGGUGGCAGGACCGACCACCUGCUCAACCACCCAGCCGGGGACGUCCUCCCCUGGGUGGCCAAGGUCACUGGCCAAGGUCCUGGUCCCAGAGGGGAAGCCAAGGAGAACAGGAGGAAGCACAAGAAGUGGCACAGGUCCGUGCCUGCAUGCCAGUGA